AUGAUUAUUUUAAUUGUAAUUUUUAAUAGUUUAAUUAACUUGUUUGAAAUUAAAUUUGAAAUAAAAAAUUAAUUAUGAUAAACUAUUAAAUAUAUAAAUGAUUAAUUUAUUUUAGCAGCCAUUUUUUAACAUCGAAAACAAUUAUUUAUAUUUCAUGAAAUUCAUACCUUGACUCAACAUUAUUAAACUGUGGCUUUUAUUUAUGAAAAAUGUGCUGAUAUCUAGAAAUAAAUAGAUGCACUUUCAUUAUAAUUAAAAUUAAAUGUUUAGAUUGAAAAUGAAGAAACAUAAUAACAAUCAAAGAUUAAUUAAUAGGAAAAGGAAAAUAAUUUAUAAGAAUAAAUCUUAGAGUAAAAUGAAAAUCUCACAAAUGAAAAAUAAGUAAUCAUUAAAAAUCAGAAGAAAAAAUAAUAGAAUAAGAUAACAUCCAAACAGUUUGGAAAAAAAACAGCAAAAAAUUAGCAAAAAUAAAAGGUUUAUAAGACUUGCCACCAUUGUGAUAAAUUGUUUGAAACUCUUAAACUUUAUUAAAGACAUCAAUAUUAAUUAUUGUAAAGAAAGAAAAUUAAUUAUAGGAAAUUUAUUAAAUAAUAAAAGAAUACUGUUUAAACUGAGGAAGACGAAAAAUAUGGAAAUUAAAGGAGUCAAAAACCCAAAAACAGAAUAGCAAAUAUUGAUUCAAUAGAAAUUUGUAUUUGA
Molecule: messenger RNA, 699 nt
Organism: Paramecium primaurelia
Lineage: Eukaryota; Ciliophora; Oligohymenophorea; Peniculida; Parameciidae
Source: the annotation of a GenBank genome assembly